UCUGGGAGUGAGUAGUGAAAAUGCGACUAUUAGCAAGCUUCGCAGCGGUAGCCCUUGUCGGACUAGUGUCGGCUCAGUUCGACACUCAUCAGUGGGCAGGACGAAGCGGAAUUGUGCAUUUGUUCGAGUGGAAGUGGGGUGAUAUUGCCGAUGAGUGCGAGCGGUUCCUGGCACCUAAUGGAUUUGCUGGUGUUCAAGUUUCACCACCGACCGAGAAUAUCAUUGUGAGCAAUAGACCUUGGUGGGAACGCUACCAACCGGCUUCGUAUCAUCUCAACACCCGUUCCGGAACCGAGAGUGAGUUCUCCAGUAUGGUCAAGCGGUGCAAUGACGUUGGUGUAAGAAUCUACGUUGAUAUUGUUAUCAAUCAUAUGGCAGCAGUGUCUGGCACUGGAACCGGAGGUUCUACGGUAGAUGGACUAAAUUUCCCAGCUGUACCCUACGGAAGUGGUGACUUCAAUCCUUAUUGUUCAAUUGAGGAUUACAGUAAUGCCGAACAAGUGCGCAACUGUUGGUUGGUCGGACUACCGGAUUUGGCCCUUGGUACAUCCUACGUACGUGAUCGCAUAGUAGAUCUUAUGAACAAAUGUAUCGGCUACGGUAUUGCUGGUUUCCGCGUGGAUGCUGUCAAACAUAUGUGGCCCGGAGAUUUGGAACACAUCUACAAUCGGCUCAACAACUUAAACACGGAUCAUGGAUUCCCUAGCGGUGCAAGAGCUUUCAUCACUCAAGAGGUUAUCGACUUGGGUGGGGAAGCUAUCAGCAGAGACGAAUACACUCAUCUAGGAACGAUUACCGAGUUUAGAUUCUCCGCUGAAAUCGGCCGCGUCUUCCGUGGGUAUGAUAAGUUGGCUCAUCUGUCUAACUGGGGAGAAGACUGGGGAUUCCUGCCAACACAUUUGGGUCUGGUGUUUGUAGACAAUCAUGAUAAUCAGCGCGGUCAUGGUGCUGGAGGGGAUAAUGUGCUUACUCACAAAGUUUCCAAGAACUACAAAAUGGCUUCCGCUUUCAUGUUGGCUCAUCCAUACGGUAUUCCUCGCAUUAUGAGCUCAUUCUUCUUCGAUAACGGCGAUCAGGGUCCACCACAGGACGGAAGCGGAAAUCUGGUUCCUCCGUCAAUCAAUGCCGAUGGAACGUGCGGCAAUGGAUGGGUUUGUGAGCAUCGAUGGCGUCAGAUUACCAACAUGGUUGGCUUCCGUAAUGUAGUUGCUGGAACAACACUGAAUGACUGGUGGAGUAACGGUGAGCAACAGAUUGCGUUCUGCCGAGGUAACCGAGGCUUUGUUGCAUUCAAUCUCGAAGGUUCCGAUUUGAAUCAAAGCUUGCAGACGUGUUUACCUUCCGGAUCUUAUUGUGAUAUUAUCUCUGGCAGCAAGUCCGGCGGAAGUUGCACUGGUACUACGGUUCAGGUUAACAGUGAUGGUACUGCUAAUAUUUUCAUUGGUUCCGGUUCUGACGAUGGCGUUUUGGCUAUACAUGCUGACUCACGGCUGUAAAUAAAAAGCGUACCGCCGAUUCUUCAAUGUAAUGUAUUGACAAUGAUUAUUUUGUUAUCUGCUACGAGAUUAUCACCGAUGUCAAAAGUAUUACUGCUCUGUUUUAUUUACAAUUGUAAGACGAUGAGAAAUAAAUAGAAGUGUAAAA
Malaya genurostris is the source of this 1644-nucleotide messenger RNA. Its product is annotated as alpha-amylase A-like. The coding region runs from base 21 to 1496 and encodes 491 amino acids. NCBI's taxonomy places the organism in Eukaryota, Metazoa, Arthropoda, Insecta, Diptera, Culicidae. The record is from RefSeq and is a predicted model, not a curated record. Gene Ontology annotation, molecular function: cation binding; alpha-amylase activity. Gene Ontology annotation, biological process: carbohydrate metabolic process. The transcript has a single exon.